CGAUCCUUUCUGCGCAUCCAACAUUGCUCCGGGCAGACCAAUGGGAGAAAAAUGUAUAUGUGUGGUGUGGCUUUGAGGAGUACGUAUACAUACACACACGUCGCUGGAUCCUGCCCAGGUGUAUGGCGGCAUACCACGUGGUCGGGAACGCAAAGGUCCAAGAGUUUACGUCUACGCCGUCUACGUCUCAGAUGUAAGAGCGCUCCCGAUGUCGCGUUCGUCCCCGUUCGAGCCGAGUAUCGCUGUCGACAUUUCAUGUUUCGCCGUUUGCAACUCGUCUGCCGAUAAUCUCGUUGUCGGUGCGGAGAGCGACACGUGAAUUCUUUCGCGGUUCGCGCGACCGACUCCCUCGACGGCCUCUCAUAGGUUAUGUGACAUCGUCGGGCUCGCUUAAACCAAGAAUAAAAAUGAAAAGGUUGUUUCGACAAUGGUUUAAAACGAAAACCAAGCAGGACGUCGCGCGACUCCGGCAAAGGAUGGCGAUAGUUUACGCUGUCGUAGGAUGGCACGCUUUCGGCUUCAUAUUCUAUUCUAUCCUGAAAAAGGAGGUGCCGGAGGACGCCGCGGAACGAAGGAUGGCGUACGGACACCUGACCGGCACGUCCCCGAACAUGAAAGUGUACCAGGUAACGGGCCUGACGCUCACCAAAGACUUCGAAAUCGCGUACAAGGCCAAGGUCGAUCAGAUCGAGAGAGAGAACAAGGAGAGCGAAGACGCAACUGCCGAGACGGACGAGCCUUAAACUUUCCUCAGGGAAGGGAUCUCCGCAAGGCAAUAGCGCCAACGUUGGAACCGCCGGAUUCCGGAUUCAAUUCCUUCAGUCUCUGUUCCAUCUCGCAUAGCAGCGCCGAUCUGUAGAGGCAGACGUGUGAAAUACAAAGUGUUACGAUACCGUGUUAA
Vollenhovia emeryi is the source of this 901-nucleotide messenger RNA. RefSeq lists its product as uncharacterized. The record is from RefSeq and is a predicted model, not a curated record. Bases 408 to 743 code for a protein of 111 amino acids. The transcript is spliced from 3 exons. Lineage: Eukaryota; Metazoa; Arthropoda; Insecta; Hymenoptera; Formicidae.